AUGUUUAUUCGACGUUUGAAUAUUCGAGAUCAACCAGUAAAUAUUUUUGGUGAUGGUCUUCGUCAAGCUCAAGUAAAUGUACAAAGUUCAUUUAUAAUCGAUGCACGUUCAGCAUAUAAUCCAACUGAUGAAGUUAAAAUCAUUAUAUGUCCACCAGAACGUUCAACUUACGUUCAAGUUAUUAAUCAUCAUGAUGGCCUAUGGAUGGUUAAUUAUGUAUCACAUGAAAUUGGUGAACUACAAAUUCUUGUAUAUCUUGGUGAUAAACUUAUAAAUAAUAAUCCAUUUAAAAUCAAUGUAUUUGAUAUUAAUCAAAUACAUGUUUCAAAUUUAAGCGAUGGUUAUGUUAAUCAUUUCGUUAAAUUUAAUAUCGAUACAAUUAAAGCUGGUAUUGGUCAAUUGGAAGUUUUUGUACAAGAUGGACAAGUAUUGUGUAGUGCUCUAUCACGUAGUACAUCAGAAUUUGAUGUUACUUUUUUACCACGUCAUUGUGGACUACAUCGAAUUGAUAUUAGAUUCAAUGGAUUAACAAUACCCGGUAGUCCAUUUGCUUGUGAUAUCGAUGAAAUGGCACGUGUAACUGUAUCUAAUCAUUUAACAAAUGUACAUGUCGCACAUCCUGCUUCGUUUGAUAUCUGUAAUCAGUCUCAACAUAUAGAUAUUCAUAUAGCCUCACCAUUGAAUCAUUGCGUUUUUUAUCAGCGAACACAAGUGAAUGAAAAGAAAACUCAUAUUGAUUAUAUUCUAAAUGAAAUCGGUGAGUGA
This is a messenger RNA of Adineta steineri, 765 nucleotides long. NCBI's taxonomy places the organism in Eukaryota, Metazoa, Rotifera, Eurotatoria, Adinetida, Adinetidae. The record is from the annotation of a GenBank genome assembly.